GGUCACCCGUCCUCAUCUGCACCACCAACUCACCUCUCCCAAGCCUUCUCGCCCAGCCCAAAAACCACCACCAUGCCCUUCACCUUCCUCCUCUUCAUAACCCGCAAACCAACCCUCACCCCUACCGAAUUCAAAACGCACUGGGACGCCGCACACGUCGCGCUCCUCCAAUCCACAGCCGGGCCUUACUUCCCGCUUACCCAUACGCGACGCUACAUUGCUCGCCCAGCCGCAGAAGCGACGACCGGGAGCUGGCCGGCGUCCGUGCUCGUCGGGACACAGGAAGAUUUUGCGUACGACUGGAUAGCUGAGUUAGUGUUUGAAGACGAGGCUGCCUUCCAGGAGUUUAUGGGCGCUGUGAGUGAGCCGGAGGCGGCGAGGAGGAUUGCGGAGGAUGAGGAGCGGUUUAUUGUGAGGGAGAAGAUGAGGGCUGUUGUGCUGGGGGAGACUUCGGUCACGUCGAGAGAGUGAUUGGGGGUUAGUGUGUGGAAGUGUUUUAAGUUCUUUGAAGCCGUGACGGUUCGCUAGGGCGACCUGAAAGUGUAGGAUUUAAAUCAUAUCAUGACGAAUAAAGCAAGUG
Molecule: messenger RNA, 580 nt
Organism: Trematosphaeria pertusa
Lineage: Eukaryota; Fungi; Ascomycota; Dothideomycetes; Pleosporales; Trematosphaeriaceae
Exons: 1
Coding region: 73-471 (132 amino acids)
Molecular function (GO): oxidoreductase activity
Source: RefSeq, a predicted model, not a curated record